Molecule: messenger RNA, 1174 nt
Organism: Dufourea novaeangliae
Lineage: Eukaryota; Metazoa; Arthropoda; Insecta; Hymenoptera; Halictidae
Product: protein BCCIP homolog
Exons: 3
Coding region: 60-980 (306 amino acids)
Cellular component (GO): nucleus
Source: RefSeq, a predicted model, not a curated record
AAUCUGACGGCAUGUCACGUGGUUAGAAUCCGGCUGAACCGUCAGAUCGUGUGGUGACGAUGGCUGCUCCAAUGAAGAAACGUGAUAUUCACCGAAGCACCGAAGACAGAAGUAGUGACGACGAUGAUCACAAUUCAUCGAACAGUGAGGAUAACGAGCACAAUGCGGUGGGGGAACAGGGAAUGGAAAUACAAGUAGACUUUGAGGGAAGGAGUCCCUUAGAUCCAGACUUUCAUGGCAUUAAGACACUUUUACAGCAGCUGUUUCUGAAAGCACAUCUUGACUUAGGUGGUCUCACUGACUUAAUUAUUUCUCAAAAUUAUGUGGGUUCAGUUGUUAAACAGUCAGAUGAUCUAGAAGACUCGGAUGAUGAAGACAAUGACAUCAAUGAUGUGUUUGGUAUCACUACGGUAAUUAAUUUAUCCAGUGGACAGAACCACCUUUGCAUUCAGCAACUUAGAGAUCUGUUACGGCAACUGGCCAAUGAGCAUGCAACAGAUGCAACUAACACAAUGAUAAAACAUGUUCUUGAGAAUGACUCUGAAGCCUUAGGCUUAUUAAUUAAUGAAAGAUUCGUUAACAUUCCAGCACAAAUUUCGGUACCGCUUCUGGAGAACUUGACAUCUGAAAUAAAAAGGGCAACCAGUAAGAGGAUGCCAUUUAACUUCUCUUACUAUGUACUGAUUUGCAAACUGUAUAAAACGGAAGACCAAAAGGUCGGUAAGAAAUCGAAAAAUAAGAAAAAGGAUAAUGCUGAAGAACCGACCAUUUUAUGGAGCAAUCCCGAAGAAGAAAUCUUCGCGGAGGAAGCAACAUUUAGUUUUGAAUUUUCCGUUGAAAAGGAAUCAGACAGUGGCUUGUCGGGCACGUGGACUGAAACCGAUAAUGAGAUGGUCCCGUACAGGAGGGUUCUCUUGUUCGAAGCUACCAAACUACAACAAAUUAUUGAUAAAAUAAAAGUACAUGUUUCGUUUUUAUAAAAUAAAGAAAAGUCAACCCAAAGGACUAACAAUGAUUUGUCUAAUAUUCCUCGAGAAGCCUUCCUUUGAUGUAUUAAAGGAAGUGCGUAUGCUUGAUAAAGAGUAACAUCUUUGAUAUUUUUUGUACAAUGAACUGUAUCAUAUAUAUAUACGGUACAUGUAACCAGCUUUUUAUAAUACACCUUUUUUCACAA